AUGGAGGAAUCCAACCUGCAAUGGAGUUCUCCCCCUGGUUCCAUGGGCUUGCCUCUCAUUGGAAAGACCCUUCAUUUGAUCAUUCCAAGUUAUUCUCUAGACCUUAAUCCAUUCGUCAAGAAGAGGAUUCAAAGACCUAUUGUGAUAUCAACCGAUCCUGAACUCAACCAUCUCAUCCUCCGACAAGAAGGAAGAUUGGUUGAGACAUGGCAUUUAGACACAUUUUCCAGGCCUUCCAAUCAAGACAGUGAAUCUAGGACAAGUGCAGUUGGGGUUAUUCACAAAUAUAUCAGAAAUUUAUCUUUAACUCACUUUGGUGUUGAAGGGCUCAAGCAAGGCUUGCUUCCUCAAAUUGAAGACAUUGUUAAGAAAACCCUGCUCAAGUGGUCAACUUAA
Dovyalis caffra is the source of this 396-nucleotide messenger RNA. NCBI's taxonomy places the organism in Eukaryota, Viridiplantae, Streptophyta, Magnoliopsida, Malpighiales, Salicaceae. The record is from the annotation of a GenBank genome assembly.